Messenger RNA from Octopus sinensis (East Asian common octopus), 5489 nucleotides. Its product is annotated as GATOR complex protein Iml1. Gene Ontology annotation, biological process: positive regulation of autophagy; intracellular signal transduction; cellular response to amino acid starvation. Gene Ontology annotation, molecular function: GTPase activator activity. The transcript is spliced from 41 exons. The coding region runs from base 521 to 5290 and encodes 1589 amino acids. Gene Ontology annotation, cellular component: lysosomal membrane; GATOR1 complex. The record is from RefSeq and is a predicted model, not a curated record. NCBI's taxonomy places the organism in Eukaryota, Metazoa, Mollusca, Cephalopoda, Octopoda, Octopodidae.
UCGGUUAACUUUAGUGAUCAUGAAUGAAAAUGAGAUCCUUUAUCAAAAUAUAUUUAUUCAAUGAACAGUUGACAAUGAUCAGCAAUUUAUAAAGAAUAUAACAUUUCAGUAACAUAUAGCUAUAAUGUUCUUUAAACACCACCAUAUAUCUUUAUGAGAAAAAGAAAGCCGUUACUAUUAAUGUAAUUGCUGAAAAUAAUCUAUUAAUAGUACAGUCAGUGGACUUAAAUUAGCAAGGUUACGUUUUUCCUUUGACACCGUAUGAAACCGAAGGAAGGAGAGGAAAAAGAAAACAAACAAGGAAAAGAAAAGGCGAUGCGUCAUGUUCGUGUGAUAUAGUUUUAGGAAUUAUUUCAGGUAGAUCGUCGAGCUACCAAUUCUUUGAUCCAGACAGGAUCAAGAUCAUUAACCAUUAGAACAGAGAAUCUGUUCUAGCGAGGAUUUGUUUUAUUUUGUGCGCUGUAAAUUGCUGACACCUACUCAUGGAGUUAUCAAUAAGAAAACAGAAAGUUGUCACAGAAUGAUACAAUCGAGCAAGAAAAUGCGGAUGAAACUUUAUGUACACGAAAGGAAUUUUAAAGAGUAUGACCUUCUCAUCAAUCCGAAAGAUUUCCCAGGAAUAAACCAAGGAGAUGUACUUGAGAUUUAUAAUGCCCAAGUAAAUUACAGCCGAUUGCUUCUUCAAGUGAAUACUUUAACAGAAGACUUACAGGCUAAAGAGUGUAUAAGUGUAGAGUCUUCAAUUGCUGGUGCUUUUCAUUUAAAACCCUACAAUGAUGUGUAUGUCAACAAAGUUGAUCCUACGGAGGUCAGUUUGGACUUGGUGGAGCUCUUGUACAAAGAACAGUAUUACAGUCGAAGUGAUAUGUGGAGGAUGAGAAAGAAAUUGGUCAACACUUGUGCCUAUCUGAACAAAAAAAUAGAAUUUGCAGAGAUGAGGUGUCAGGUGAGUGAGUUAUGGUCAAAAGGAGAACGUGUGACAUGUGGAGUUAUUGACGAUAACACAAGGAUAGUUUUCCGAUCUUCUACUGCUGUGGUCCAGAUUUUUAUCCAGAUGAGCUCUGAAAUGUGGGAUUUUGAUGUCCAUGGGGAUCUAUAUUUUGAGAAAGCUGUCAAUGGGUUCCUUACAGAUCUCUUUGCUAAAUGGAAGGAACAGAAUUGUUGCCAUGAUGUCACUAUUGUUCUAUUUUCCCGUACAUUCUACAGUGCCAGUAGUUGUGAUGAAUUUCCUGAAAUUAUUCGUGAUUGGAUUCAGCAAGAUUACAAAGGAAGAUUCUAUGAAGAUUUCUACAGAAUUGUGGUGCAGAAUGAGCGUUAUGAAGAUUGGGCUAGUACCUUAAUUCAGUUACGUGUUAUUUUUAAUGAAUAUCCGCGGAAAGUGGUUCGCUACCAUGAGGCAUGUGGAUUAACUGUGCCACCAGCUGAAAACUCAACCGCCUCUCAGGGCAACUUCUUAGAAACCUUGAAUAUGUCCCUUAAUUUGUUUGAGCGUUAUUAUCUUGAUCGAAGUUUUGAUCGUACGGGCCAAGUAGCUGUAGUUAUAACUCCUGGACCAGGUGUGUUUGAAGUUGAUCGUGAAUUAACAAACAUUACAAAGCACAGAACAAUCGAUUGUGGUAUUGGAAGUGAUUUGGUUUGUAUGGGAGAGCAACCACUACAUGCAGCACCUCUAUUUAAAUUCCAUAGUAAAACUGAGAAAAUCACUUUGGAAGUCGGAGAUGAUUAUAAUAUUCCUCAUUGGAUGAACCACAGUUUCUAUACUUUCAAAUCUCCUCUUCUUGGCACUGAAUCGACCUUCAUUCCACGAAUCAAACCUCCAAAAAUUCCUGGCCACUUACCACAUGGGGGUAAUUGUGCAUCAGUGCUUGAGGAUAUUAAGAUGAAAUCCAAAGAAGAUGUGUAUUCCUCGUCCUAUUAUUCUGAUAAUGAUUUCACUUUUAUUGAUUAUGAUGGUUAUGAUACCCAAGUCUUCAAAUUUCCUUCCAGAGGAGUUCCAAGAACUAGUAAAGGCAGUGGCCAUUUCAGCUCAUUACGGAAACGUCCCACCACAGUCGCUGAAGUGAAAAAGAACCGAAAGCCACGUACUCGAUAUAUUUCCGAUGACUUCUCUGGUCUUUUCACAGAGAAUACACCCAAAAGUACUGCUACAUCUCCUGCUAUAUCCAUCCCUCUUCAAAAUUCCACAGAAUUAGGGUCUCCCAUUGUCAGCUACCCACUUAAUGAUCGUUCAAACGCUCAUGAUUUUGUUGGGUUAGCUGACAGUGAUGACUGCACAAUUACUCGUCCAAUUGUUGGUAGUGCUGGUUCUCCAGUUGGCCAUUCUAGAAAUUACCACCACAGACCACGGAAAGCUCUAAUCAAUCCGUUUGCUCCAUCAAGAAUGCGCUUCAAAAUGACCUCAAAUCGUCGGCGAUGGGUUCAUGCCUUUCCAACAGAUCCAAGUGGAGCUGCUGUGCAAACACAUCAUACAUCUCAGCAUUUGCAUAAUUCUACUGAGGAAUCUGAAUCUUCAGAUGCUUUGCGAGGAGAGACAUCUUCAUCGUUAUCACAAAGCAGCAAUGAUAAGAAAAUUAUUCAUCGUCAAAGAGCAGAUAAUAUCAGUCUGGAGGCUACAAGAGUUGGAUAUAUUUUAGGAAAUUCUUAUUCAGAUGAUCAGUUGCCAUGCAGUAAAUCUAAUUCCCCUAGUCAUCAUUUUGGUUGGGCUAUGACCAAUAGCUGCCUCUCUCAAUCUAGUGAGCAACACAAAUACUUAUCCCGUAGUCAGUCCUCUCGGGAACCAUAUCGAACGUAUAUGUGGGGAGUUACAGGGGAACAAGAAUGGAGUCCAGAAAUGACCACAGGUUGGGACUGGAGACCAUUGAACCGGCAAGAAACUUCUCGUGCAUCAUCACAUCUCAUAAAACAGAUCUUAACAGCCGAUUAUAAUACUCAGCAUUUCUGUGCUGGCAUAAGUGUUGAUUGGAAGUCUCUAACAAUUCCAGCAUCUUUACCAAUUACAACAGACUUCUUCCCAGAUCUGCGUAGUUUGAAUGCUGAUUUUGUAGUUUAUCAUUACAUCAUUCUGCCUGAAAUUGUGAACAGUGAAUACUGGACAAAUCUACCAAGCAACCCAGAUGAGAAAUGCUACCGAAAGCCUCCAAUGGACACAGAGCAAUUGUUCAGGGAGCUGAUAUCACAAAGAUUAUCACAGGGUUUCCAACUGAUUGUUUUGCCAAAGAACCUAUCUGAUUCUUUAUCCAUCACCAGACAUCGAGGAGCUGGAUUUUAUAAAUCACUUCAUAAUAAAAAUGAAGAUUCUGAAAUCUGUUAUUUAAGUAUUGGCCGAGUUUAUCAUAAGAUGACUCGCGUGGAUAAAACUGUUAUAGUCACUAGAUACAUGCCACGGCAUCCAUAUCGUCUGAUGCACUACAAAUACCGAUAUAGAUUUCAAGCUCCUGAUUCCGACCAUUACAGUCUGUCUGAGACUGAAUUUACCAAUGAAAAGCUGGAAAACUAUAACUGGAAUUAUUUAGAUCACUUUAUUUGUACUCAGGGGGAGGGAGAUUACCCACUAACCAAGAUUUUAAAAUACUGGCGCAGCCGGUUUUUCCUCUUGCCAUACAGUAAUAUCACCAAAAAAUUAUCUGAAGCUGGUUCUGAACCCAAAUGUGACAUAUAUGAAGAUGUCCCAAUUAAUUUCCUGAUAUAUAUUAACGGAUUUAUUCGCUUUGCUGAAUCUCUGAAUAAAAUCAAACGAACUCAGCAUAAUCGGAGAAAUACUAAGGCAUCUAAUCCACUUGUGCAAAGUGCAUCGAUAACAGCAGCAACCAAUGCUGCUGCUCAGAAUGCAGCUGCUCAGAGUGCUGCCGCUGCUGCAGCGGCAGCUUCAGCAUCAGCUUCAGGUGCAGGAGGAGCCUCAUCGUCUGUGAUAACGUCAACUUCAACUGGAGAAAGCUCCGCACCAGUUACAGCUGGGUCAAACCCAGCCAUUGAUAGUUGCCUGACUAACCAAGAGAGAGUUUCUGCAGACUCUAGUCCAACAAAGAUCCUCCAAGCCAUGUUAGAUCCCAAAACUGGGAUUCCUUUCUUAACGAAACACGAGGGUUUACAAAUGAACUGCUUUAUAUCAGCAGAAGCUGUCACUUGGUGCUUACAUUGGUUGCCUAAUAUAGAAACUUUAGAACAGGCUAUUGCCCUACUUCAGUCUUUUGUUGAGAAACAACUCAUAUGUCAUUCAUCUGGAAAUAUUCAUCACAAUUUUGUCUUUGGAUUCCUUUUCUACUUUAUAGUCAACAAAGAAGGUGGUGAGGGUGGUACAUCAGGUAACAACAUUUCUUAUAACCCUUUGUUUCAAAACGAAUGGCUUGAAGUGUCCAUUGCUAAUGACCAGUUAGAAGCCCCUAGUUACCCAGCUUAUACGAUGGCUGCCAGAAAUACGGAUCCAAAGGAGGAUGGGAGCAAUAACAAAGCAUCUAAUAAGAAAAUUAAAAAUGAAAUCUAUAAAUUUUGUAAUGUGGAUGUUGAUCCUGGCAAAAAGAGUGACCGUGUAGAAUGGGCAAGAGCAAAAUAUAGUUCGGGUUUCCAUUCCAAAUGUGCUUUUGAGUUAGAAGUCCAAUGGAUGGUGGCAUCGGGACCUGUCUUUGGUGAACUUAUUUACACGUGGUCUCGGAAAACCCAGAACGGCGGGUUCCAUCUCUUACCUGUACCUCUGGAUCCAUUUGCUUUACCACAGUGGCCUCAAUCAGAUCCUUUAAGAGGACCAUUUACCCUAAAAAUGGAUCUCUCUUGUAUUAAAUGCUUAGCGUCAGGGUGUAUCGAAGGGAAGGAUUUUAAUGAAACUACAAAAAUUAUCUUGAAAUUCCAGUCCGCAGUUGUGAAAAGAUUUGGUUUCAUUAGCGUGAAGAUGCAGAAUGAUGACAGCCAAUCUCCAUGGUACUGUAUUGAAGUCGAACAGUAUAUUCACUGUUCUGGAGGGAUGUUCAUCAUACUCUCUACCAUCGACAAUCUCUGUAAACUUGGUACCAAACAAAGGUCAACUCGUUCCUCCUCUCAAGUGUCAGAAACUGCUGUAAAUUACAUUGAACACUGUGGUGACCUACGCCAUGAACAGAAUUCAUUGUCAGCAAACUUUCCUAUACUUUGGUCAUGGAACCAUAUGUUAUCCAAGCGAUGGCGCACAACAUUCACUGGAGAUGAACUCUUUCAAGACAAAGUUCUUUUGGACUUCAGGAAAUUUUGUAACAACAAUGAAAACCGACUCUUAAAUUUCUGGAAUGAGUUCUACUCAGCUUCCUCUUCAGAGGUUACCUGACCAAAGAAAUGAAUCUUAAGAAUUCAAUUUGGUUGCGGUCAUUAGCGAAGACUGUACAGAUUAUUUAUUAAUUAUGAAAAUUAUCAGUAUUUAAUGACAGUCCUAUAAUGGAGAUGUAUAUUGUUUCCCCACCAGAUUUGUAAAAUAAUUAAAUUAUCUUUGCGUUUUGAAAAAAAAGUGUAUUAAAUAAAAAUAAAAA